GACAGUUUCAGUGAUGUCAGGUGUAAUUUGGUUUGUGGCCUAAAGUGAUCCUUCCAAGUGGCUUGUGUGAGUUCUGUGUUUUCCUGAAUAAGUAUCUGCCUUAAGGUGACGGGGCUAUAAUCUUUGCAGCAGCAAGUUUCUUCCCGGUUGAUUCGAAAAUACGAUUCAAAAUGUCUCAGAGAAAAAUGGAUCCUCCUAUGGAGGCAGCUAUAAAAAAGCCACGGCUUUCAGAUUCAACCCCAUCUGUCUCAUCUUCCUCAACACCAACAAAUUCACCACAAUCAACCUUACAAUCGUUGUCACCCGUAGAAUCAACCAGCUCAUUAUCAACUCCAAGUGACCGGAAAUUUAAAAAAAUACCAAUUUUCAUAGUAGAUUUUCACAAUGAUGUACUGGACUUCAUAUACCGUAGCUUUGCAACCCGUCAUCUGCCUCUGAAAGGAAAUACUCUUAUUCACUUCGAUUCCCACCCUGACAUGGUGAUACCCCGUUCACUGGAUCCCCAAUGUGUGUUCAACAAGUACGAUCUCCUGGAUGAGUUGAGUAUCGAAAGCUGGAUCAUGCCACCCUGCUAUGCCGGACACUUUGAUAAGCUCGUUUGGGUCAAGAAUUCAUUUUGUGAUCAGAUGCCUACGGGAAACUACGAUUUCAAUAUUGGAGAUCAUGAUGGUGAAAUUCGAGUAGAUUUGCCGUUGGACUACUUUGUUUCGGAGGGGAAUUAUUCGAAGACUGAUCAGUUGAGCAAUUCAAAGGCGCUUAAUCUCAAGGUGAUAAAUUCGGAUGACUUGAAAGACGGUGAUUUGGAAAUCCAGACUAGUGAGUCUGGUGCUGUCAUUUUGGACAUCGACUUGGACUUCUUCAGUGUAAAUAAUCCAUUCUUAGCACUAUAUAGUAAAGCAGAUAUGUAUAAGAAAUUGCAAGCAAUCUAUUCCUACGAUGAGUCAGGGAAUCGAGAUGAAGUGGCCAAUCGUCGUCGGGAACAGCUUGCAGAACUAGAAAAACUAUUCACUUACCUAGAUUCCAAGAGAACACUAGACAGCUACGAAAACACAUCGAUACCCCCGGAUCGGUAUAAGUUAAUCGUCGAUCUUGUGACCAGCAUCCGUGGUAAUUAUAACGACGAGGAGAUCGAUUGGAUACUGGUAAACAAUGCUGGAAAUACUUCUGAUAACAAUGGGCUUCCACAUCACAAGAGCACCGACGAGGAAUUGGAGAAAUAUUAUGAAAACUUUCAGAAGUUUUUGAAAGGAUUAAAUUUAGCGCCUACUAUUAUUACGAUGGCAAGAUCAACAGAAGAUGAUUACUGCCCCAAAGAUCAGGUUGAAUCAAUACAAACAAGGGUCGUGCAGAUACUUCACAAGGUAUACGGCGACAAAGUUACGGACAACCCAAUUAAAGAAUAUAAGCAAGACAAGUGGGACGUCAUGAAGCUUUAAGGUCUACUUCCAAAGAUUAAUAUAACAUCCCUGAUUAGAAACAUUUCAAAAAAUAGAAAUCCGAAAAACUUUUAUCUUCCCAAAUCAGUUUGAAAGUUCAGGAUGUUUUAUUUUCUAACAAGUGUCGGUUUUUGUUUUAUAGAAUGAAACACUA
Hermetia illucens (black soldier fly) is the source of this 1590-nucleotide messenger RNA. It is a transcript of the gene MESR6, whose product is annotated as UPF0489 protein C5orf22 homolog. The record is from RefSeq and is a predicted model, not a curated record. Bases 171 to 1436 code for a protein of 421 amino acids. Lineage: Eukaryota; Metazoa; Arthropoda; Insecta; Diptera; Stratiomyidae. The transcript has 3 exons.